AUGUUUCUUGUAAAUGGAGUUCCCUUCAACCCAGAAUUAGGCAUUCCUUAUAAUGUUGAAUCUGAGUUAUCUCAGAAGACUUUAACUAAAUUGUUCAGAAAGAAGAGCAAACUUGCAUUUGACCUGCACACUUUCCUUUCAAGAGACCAAAGCGGACUACUUGAAGUUUUCAAAGACUCCUCACUGUUCAACACUGAUAAGAAAUAUGACCAGAAUGCUUUUAGCAUCAAAGAAAGAAUUAUGAAAAUUCUUUAUUUCAACUAUAACUUUGACCAAGAGAGCAUUGACUGGCUGAAGUCUUUGACUCAGUUGACACUAGGGGACUCUAGCAUGAUAGAGUUUAUAUCACAAAUAUAUCAACUUUCACCAGUCUCUAUGGAUCUUCUCGAAGCAGUAGUAACACACAGAAUCGAAGAAAUGGAGCCUUUAUUCUACUUAAUCCAGCAAAAAACUAAUUCCAAAAUCAAAAUCUCUACAUGCAAGAAGUACGCCUAUCUCCUACGCUCAGACAUCGGCGGGGCCUUCCUUUCCCUCUCUCCAAAAUCUCUUACCUCCUCCAACUUCCAUUCAAAACUCUCAAAACUCACCAAAAUCUUCACCAUGAUCGUCAGUCCUGCCCACAUGUCCAAAAAGACCAUCAUCAACAACCUCGAAUUCGAAAAUCCUGAAGAAUACGCUAGCUUGAAGGACAGUGGAGACAUGGGCCUGAUAAAAAUUUAUUAUAAUGACAAUGCAAUUUAUGAAACAAGAACUUUCGGUGUUUGAAAUGAAAGAUUUGUUGAUGGACUGGGGGCAUCCCGAGUUGGCUAA
Messenger RNA from Moneuplotes crassus, 810 nucleotides. The record is from the annotation of a GenBank genome assembly. Lineage: Eukaryota; Ciliophora; Spirotrichea; Euplotida; Euplotidae.